AUGCUUUCUGCUUAUUCGAAAUCAGGGAACCUAUUAGAAAUGGAAAAGAUCUUUCAUAGCAUGCCGAAACGAGAUGGUGUCUCAUGGAACUCAGUUAUUUCAGGUUACGCUAGUUUUGGUUCUUGUGAUAAAGCAUUAAAGGCGUAUAAGUUGAUGUUAAAAGAGGGAAAAUCUGUGAAUUUGAAUAGGAUUACAUUUUCGACUAUGCUCAGUUUAUCCACAAACAACGGGUUUCUUGAUUUGGGUAAACAGAUUCAUGCGCAGAUAGUAUCUCAUGGGUUUCAGUCUUACGUAUUUGUGGGUAGUCCAUUGGUUGAAAUGUACUCAAAAGCAGGUAUUAUAAAUGAUGCAAGACAAGUGUUCGAUGAAUUGCCUGAGAGAAAUAUCGUAAUGUAUAACACAAUGAUUAUCAAUCUUCUCCGUAGUGGCAUGAUUGAAGAUUCAGAGCAAUUAUUUCAUCUCACACCUGAAAAAGAUUCAAUCACUUGGACAACCAUGAUUACAGGGUUUACAGAAAACGGUUUAUCCAAAAAAGCAAUCGAUAUAUUCAGAGAAAUGAGAAAGCAAGGGCUCAGUAUAGAUCAGUUCACAAUUGGAAGCAUCUUGAAAGCUUGUGGAGGAACUCUGUCUCUAAAAGAAGGUUCCCAAAUCCAUGCAUACAUCAUAAGAACUGACAUCAUGGACAAUGUAUACGUUGGAAGCUCCCUUGUUGACAUGUAUGUAAAAUGUAAACAUGUAAACUAUGCAGAAACAGUAUUCAGUAAAAUGAAAGUCAAAAACAUUGUUUCUUGGACUGCAUUGAUAGUGGGGUAUGGGCAAAACGGUCAUUGUGAAGAAGCAAUAAGGUGUUGUUGUGAAAUGCAAAGAAAUGGAAUACAUUCAGAUGACUUUACACUUGGAAGUGUCAUAAGUUCAUGUGGGAAUCUUGCUAGUUUAGAAGAAGGUGAACAGUUUCAUUGUCAUGCAAGAGUUUCAGGUUUGAUUUCUUUCAUAACUGUUUCCAAUUCACUUGUAUCCUUCUAUGGAAAAUGUGGAACAAUUGAGAAAUCUAGACAGAUGUUUAAUGAAAUGAAAGUCAAAGAUGAGGUGUCAUGGACUUCUUUGAUUUCAGGGUAUUCCCAAUUCGGGGAAGCCAAUAAAACAAUCGAUCUUUUUGAAAAAAUGUUGACUAGUCAACUCAAGCCAGAUGGAGUAACAUUUAUAGGUGUUCUUUCAGCUUGUAGUAGAGCAGGAUUAGUUGAAAAAGGGAAAAAGUAUUUCAAAUCAAUGACACAAGAACAUGGAAUUGUUCCAGUUUCUGAUCAUUAUAGUUGCAUGAUUGAUCUAUUGAGUAGAGCUGGAUAUCUUGAAGAAGCUAAAUGUUUUAUAAAUGAUAUGCCUUUUUCCCCUGAUGCAUUUGGAUUAUCUACAUUACUUAGUUCAUGUAGAUCUCAUGGGAAUUUUGAAAUCGGUAAAUGGGCUUCAAAGUGUUUACAAGAAUUAGAGCCUCAGAAUCCUGCAAGUUAUGUGUUGUUAUCAGAAAUGUAUGCUGCUAAAGGGAUAUGGGGUGAGGUGGCUAAUUUAAAAAGUGAAAUGAGAGAUAAAGAUAUAAGAAAAACACCAGGGUUUAGUUGGAUUAAAUAUAAAAACAAAGUGCAUGUGUUUUCAGCUGAUGAUAGAUCGAGUCCUUAUUUAGAUAGGAUUUAUAAUGAGCUUGAGAAGUUAAACAUUAAGAUGAUAGAAGAAGGGUAUGUUCCUGAUGUAAGAUUUGCUCUUCAUAAUGUGGAAGAGAGUGAGAAAAUAAGAAUGCUUAAUCAUCAUAGUGAGAAACUUGCUAUUGCUUUUGGGUUGAUUUUUAUUCCUAAGGGUAUGAUUAUUAGAGUUGUUAAAAACUUGAGGGUAUGUGGGGAUUGUCAUAAUGCAACUAAGUUAAUUUCAAAGAUCACAAAGAGAGAGAUUCUUGUGAGAGAUUUAGUUCGGUUCCAUUUGUUUAAAGAUGGAAAGUGUUCUUGUGGAGAUUUUUGGUGA
This is a messenger RNA of Lactuca virosa, 2007 nucleotides long. The record is from the annotation of a GenBank genome assembly. Lineage: Eukaryota; Viridiplantae; Streptophyta; Magnoliopsida; Asterales; Asteraceae.